GAGGCGUGCUUUGUGUGGUAUGUGAGUCUGCCCGGGAUGAAUGCAGACGUCCCCUUCUCUCUAAACUCUCCUCUUUUCAGGCCGGCAGCCCCUUGCUGAGUUGGUCGCAAUCAUUGUUUCUCUGCAGCAUUAACCACAUUCCACAGAGGCGCAGCGCAUCCCGUCUACAUCCCCGCAUUCCUUUUACGCGAACAAGUCCCCGCAGUAAAACGGCGUUUAUUUCCCAUUUCCCCCCCGCUUGUUGAGCUCGGACUCGCACAUUAGUGAUAUUCGUAGCGUCGCAGAUUAUCUGGAGCGGUUUAAUCCGCGCAGGAGAGGCGGGAAGAGAAAUGUAGAGGAAAAACCAACAAGGGGAAAUUCCUCCGCGCAGCGCGCCAUUGACUGUAAAGACCUUUCAACUUAACAAAAACUGAAGUUGACAAACGUUUCCCUGUCGGCUGCAACUGUGAGAAAGAGUUGGUUGGAUUUGCGUGGAGCGGCGCAGAGCAGGAGGAGACGAUGCGGGACUCGGUGGAGGUUUGCGGGUGUACGUCGGUGUGUUUAGUGUGAAUGAGAGACGGCAGCACCGCGGCGUUUUGUUUUGAUUUCCAUGUGAAACGCAAUUAGUGCUCCGCCGCGCUGCUCGGAGCGGAGCGACACCGAGAGUGAACUUGUUUCUGCCUCGACAUGGAGCACUACCAGGAGGAGCUGGGGCUCCGGAUGGACGACCUGUCCCUGUACGACGCCUACAAAGACGGGAUGUACAACUCCAGGAGAGACUUGGUGAUUAACCCCGACUUGGACUUCUCGGCUCCGGCGGUAGCGGAGCACAAAAGUGCGCCGAUGAAUGGCAGCUCUGUGCUCCACCAGCAGCAUCACACGGUGGAGAAUUUCACGUCUGGAAAUAAAGUGUACAACGCGGCUCCGGUGAGACCCGUCAACUGCAACCGGGCCGUGCCGGUGGAUUUCUGCGCCCCGCAGAGAGACGCGGGCUACACCGAGGAGGGCUGCUGCACCAAAUCCGAGGUGGCUCUGCCCUGCUACACCGGCGCUGCCGAGCGGCACCGGAGGUACUCUCUGGAGGUGCAGGGCCACAGGUACAGCACCGGCUCAGCCUUCGACGGCGUGCCGCUCAACAAACCGGUGGCUCUCCCCGGCAACAGGUGCAACAGCGUCUGCAUCAGCAGCAGCCACGACGGGAGGUACAACGCCACCAGCCCUCGGUCCAGCCUGGCGUCCUCUCUGUCCUCUCAGGAGCAGAGCAAGCAUGCCAGCCCGAGGUCCAGCAUCAGCAGUCCGCGUACGAGUCUGGUGGUGCCGGGUCAGGACAGGUACACGAGCCCGAGGUCUAGUUUGGUGCACUGCGAGGGCAGCAGCGUGCUCAGCCCCAGGUCCAGCUAUGCAAGCACCGCCAGCGACACGAGUAAACACUCCAGCCCCCGGGCCAGCCUCAACAGCUGUGACUGCUGCAGCAAGCCCAGCAGCAACCGCACCAGCGGCAUCAGCAUGGGCUACGACCAGAGACACACCAGCCCCAGGUCGAGCACGGCCAGCCAGUACUCCUUCACCACCAGCCCGAGGUCCAGCUACUCCGAUUCACGGUAUGGGCCCGUGGUCAACCACGAUCUGGAGGGAGCGAUCCUACACGCAGUGCCGCUGGCGAGUCCCCGCUCCAGCAUCUGCAGCCAGGACGGGAGCGCCAGACCGGGGACCACCGCUAACUGCGUGGUCAGCCCCCGCUCCAGCAUCUCCAGCCACAGCUCCAGAAGUUCCCGCAGCUCCAGGGGCUCUAUGAGCACCUACCCGGACCUGCAGCUGCCCUCACCCAGGUCGUCGAUGCUGGGGAGCGGAUUACACGAAGACACGCUGCUGCAGGAGUUUGGAGACUCCAACGGGAUCCACAACCGCAUCCACCUGCAAGGACUCUCGGCGGUGCCCGAGCCCCAGCUACAGGCGGCUCAGACGGCAGGAACCCCGGAGAUGACCGCAGGGUCGCAGUCGUCGUUUAGUUACGGGGUGUCCACAAAGGCAACUUCCUCGGGCCAGAGGUUUAAGUUACCUUACCAGGUGACCCCCAGCCGAGAGAGCGGGCCGAGCCAGGCGGAGAGGCGGCUGGAGGCGCUCACCUUGGAGCUGGAGAAGGAGUUAGAGAUGCACAUGAAAAAGGAAUACUUUGGUAUGUAA
Paralichthys olivaceus (Japanese flounder) is the source of this 2163-nucleotide messenger RNA. NCBI's taxonomy places the organism in Eukaryota, Metazoa, Chordata, Actinopteri, Pleuronectiformes, Paralichthyidae. The record is from RefSeq and is a predicted model, not a curated record.